AUGGACGUUGACAAUGCUCCUAUCUCAUGGCCCGACGAACCCACAGUACCAUUUGGGCAGCGCCAUGGCACUGAAGCUCCGAGCAUGCCUUUCACCAACAUUCCCGCCGCUGACUAUGCUGUCAUGACCAAUGCGGCAGACGCCUGCAAACAGGCACAUCAACGCAGUCGCACCCGCGCCGAACUCGAAAGACCGCGUACCGAGUCUCCCAUCCCGAUCCCACUACAGCUUGCUCAGCCAACAAACCCAAUAAUGCGUGAACGGGGUUCAGCAAGUUCAGCUUCGACGGCUCGCUCGUCCUACGAAACUCCGAACACUGGUCGGUCCUCUGCCACAUCUAUGGACCCAGAGGACACGGCUUUGGCUUCCCAGUCAGUCAUGUCAGAGCCAGCUCAAGAACGCACGGUACCAGUGCAACUAGCAUACAUGUGUCCCAAGUGCAACAUGGGCCAUGGCCGCGAGACACAUGUCUACACCACGGCCCAAAGGAAGAAGAGGAAGAUCGACGAGACUCGUGAUACUAGGAUGGAGACACCUGCCCUCAAUCAUGACCACGACACCAUAUACACACCUCGCCCACAUUUGGAGUUUGAGAUAUUCGAAUCGCAGUGGAAGAGCUCAGCACCCCUGAGGAAGCACAUAAUGGCAAUCCAUAUCUACGACUUUCAACGUAGCAACUCUUCCGAGUUCGUGUGCUGCUAUUGUACCUGUGGCUAUGUGUCGGAACGCAGCUCCACUUGCUCUGCAAGGUUUCAGACUGCUGAGGAAAUGGCGAACCAUAUCUGCACUCGUCAUGCAGGAGGACCACGACGACUGUCCAAGUUCCAACACCACUGCGCCCCAAUCUCGGACACUUCCUACCCAGAAUAUGUACGCGACCAGAUUCCCCACGGCCACUAG
This is a messenger RNA of Parastagonospora nodorum SN15, 900 nucleotides long. RefSeq lists its product as hypothetical. NCBI's taxonomy places the organism in Eukaryota, Fungi, Ascomycota, Dothideomycetes, Pleosporales, Phaeosphaeriaceae. The coding region runs from base 1 to 900 and encodes 299 amino acids. The record is from RefSeq and is a predicted model, not a curated record. The transcript has 2 exons.